Molecule: messenger RNA, 1300 nt
Organism: Agelaius phoeniceus (red-winged blackbird)
Lineage: Eukaryota; Metazoa; Chordata; Aves; Passeriformes; Icteridae
Source: RefSeq, a predicted model, not a curated record
CCUGAACACCAUGGCUGCAGAGCUUCCCUGCGCCCCGGGCGCCGCCAUCCCCCUGCCAGCCCCUGCCGAGAGCGGCUGCUCGGACGAGUUCGCCCUGGACUGCACCUUCGCUGCCUGCGACCCCGAGCGUACAGGGCUGGUGCAGCCGCAGCGGGUGGUGGAGUACGUGGCGGCCAUGACCGGGCACAGCGGGCACGACGGACGGCUGCGGGCGCUGCAGCGGGCAUUGGACCCCGCAGCCGCGGGCACGGCGCUGGACUGGAGCCGGUUCCGCAGCGCCAUGGGCGCCUGGAUCGCAGCGUGCCGGCAGGACGGGGCCGAGGAGCAGGACAUGGCCACUGGUGACACUGGAGCAGUGCCAGCAGAGGACGAAGGACACGCAUCCCCAGCAGCUGCCCAGCUCCAGGGUGACAACACGGACGCCACCAGCCCCAGCGCCGAGGCCGCGGGGCUGCGGAGCCGUACCCGGCAGCUGGCAGCCCAGAACGCCAAACUGCAGCGGGACGCCGAGCUGGCUGAGGAGCUCAACGCCCGCCUGGCCGAGGAGAUUGCACAGCUCCAGGCGCAGCUGCGAAGCAGCCGGCAGGCGCUGGAGCAGGCCAGGGCAGCCGUGGAGGAGCUGGACGACAUGAAGGCCGUGGUGAAGCGGCUGGAGGAGGAGAACACCGAGCUGCGGCGGCAGGCACGGCACACGGAGAAGGAGCAGCGUAGCCUGUGCUCGCGGGCCGAGGGCCUGCAGGAGGAGAACCAGCGGCUCCUCGCCGAGGGCCAGGGACUGCGGGAGCAGCUCCAGGCACAGGCGGCUCGCGUGGCCAGCCUGGAGGCCCAGCUCUGCCGUGGAACUGCCCUGCUCUCUGCACGGGACGCAGCCCUUGCCCAGGCAGGGCAGAGGGCUCAGGAGCUGACAGCAGCACUGGAGGAGUACGAGCGGAUGGUGCAGGAACUGCGCCUGGAGACGACGCGGCUGCGGCAGCAGCUGGGCCAGAUGCGGGACGCCUGGGCCAUGCGCCCGUGGUGCCCACGCGGCCAGCUGGAGCUCCAGGCCACAGCCACGGCGAGCCCGGGCACAGGGGACAAGGAGGAGGACAAGGAGGAGGACGCAGGGACAGGAGGAGGAGACCUGGAGGGCAGCCCCGAGGAGGUGGCCAAGGCGGUGGCCCCCCAGGCGCCGCUGUCACUGUGGACGCCGCUGCUGUCACCGUGGGCUCUGGCGCUGCUGGCCCUGCUGGCCCUGCUCUACCUCUUGCCCCGCCAGCUGCCCCAGCCCCAGCUGCGCCACCGGAGCCCCCCGCCCCUGUGA